AUGACUGAUGUUCUACUAGGAAGACCAUGGCUUUAUGACAAUGAUGUUACUCUCCUAGGAAGAAAAAACCUCUGUGUGUUUCAACAUAAAGGAGAAGAAAUCAAGUGGUACCCACUUAAUUUGCCUGCAGAAGUACGAAAUCGCCGUGUCAUGCGCACAAAUCAAAAGGGGACAGAAUCUGGAAACAAAGUGCUAGCUGUCCCACAGAGGGAAUUUGAACAAACUAGCCAUGAUACAGGUCUGGUUCUUGCCUUGGUGACUAAAGAGGUUGCUGCCCCAACCAAAGAGAAGUUUACACAGCCCAUCAAGGACUUAUUGCAGGAUUUUUCAGAUGUAGUCCCAAAAGAACUGCCCAAUGAAUUACCUCCACUCAGAGACAUUCAGCUUGCCAUCGAUUUGGUACCUGGUGCUAUGUUACCAAAUCUGCCAGCCUAUAGGAUGAGUCCCUCCAAGCAUGAAGAGCUUAAUAAACAAGUUGGAGAGCUUCUCAAGAAGGGGUUUAUUGAAGAAAGCAUAAGCCCUGUGCUGUUCCAGCCUUGUUGA
Telopea speciosissima is the source of this 543-nucleotide messenger RNA. RefSeq lists its product as uncharacterized. The record is from RefSeq and is a predicted model, not a curated record. The transcript has a single exon. NCBI's taxonomy places the organism in Eukaryota, Viridiplantae, Streptophyta, Magnoliopsida, Proteales, Proteaceae. Bases 1 to 543 code for a protein of 180 amino acids.